AUGGGUAACUCAGCUUCUGCUGUCAAUGCUUUUGACUCAUUUCGUUCGGCUCUGAGUAAUGAUUCUUUCCGCAUGGAAGAUGCUGAAAGCGUAUUCAAUUUAUCCUUUACUAAGAAGGAUUUAACGCGUGUGUUAUCGAAUGAAUUUAUCCGUGAGCUUCGUCAUUUUCAUACAGAGCGAUUUGCCUUAUUGUUCUAUUGCUGUAUAAAGGAAAUCUCUUCUAUGAGAGAAGGGAAGAAAUCAUCCGUUUCAUCUUUCAAAGCUGAGGAAGUUUGUCGAUUUUUGACAGCACUUCAAAUUCUGCGCCGACUUCUUCCGAUUGCCUUUGAGGAUGGGGCUACUGAAAUCGACAAGGAUGCGAACAGACAAAGCGCCACUACAACAUCAAUUCCUUCCCAAAAGGGAGGGGCUUCAGAGGUAGCAUUGUCACAUUCAGGCAAUUGUGAACCAAGCACUCUAGAAGAGGACCAAGAGUACGUAUCGUCACAAUCAUCGGAGCCCAUUUCAUCAGGCGCAAAUUCUUGUUCUCAGCAACAAAAUAGAAUGAAGACACGAUCAACCUUUCAUUUUCAGAAGCUUUUUUUCAUAGAGGGAAGCAAAUGCAACGACAGCGAAACGGAUUCCCGUUUUCCUCUUCUCCCACUUCAAGAGGCGCAUGAAGCCCCAAAGACACUAGGGCCUUAUCUUGCUUGGGUUCUCGUGGAGUCCUGCUUUAUUCAAGGUCUCACACUCCUUAAAGAAACUAACUUCACCAAUACUCCACUAUAUAGCCUAGUACAUUCAGAGGUUGAUGUGAGUUUGCUUUGGUAUCCUGGGAUUGGUUGCGCCAAUCCUUCUGAAGCUCCUUUGGCAUCAACGCCAAGUGAGGUACACACAGCUCGAAGGGAGCUUCUUGAAACAUUACUCGUUCUGGUUUCCUCUCCACUUUUUUUUCCGGUGGGUUAUCGAGACACCAUUUUUACGGAAUCACUUAUCUCGAUUUCCGUAGUUCCUUUGAUGCCUACCCUCGCAGUCUCAAUGCUGAACUCCAUCUUGACUUACAAACCCCACAGCCACUUUCCAUACGCAACCAAAUUGUCGAUUGACGAAAGAGAGGUCGUCAUUAUAAGCUCGCGUUUUCUUUCAGCCAUCUUGUACUACAGUGGUAUCCCCAUAGAUACCUUACCAAAUGAGUCCAGCGACAGGCUGUCGACGAAGAAAGAUGAAGUGUUGGCUUCUCGGCCAUUAACCGACGCUAAGGAGUUUGAAGAGCAUAACAGGAGUCACUUCGUCUCGACAAACUCUCAACCGAAUGCACAAGUGGCAGACAAAGUUCAGGAGGAUACACUCGUUUUAUCCCUUUCUGGAAAACAAGAUAAUAUUUCUGAAUCAGGGGGUCUAGGUAAGCUGGUCUUGCAUUCGCCCGUUGCGUCUUCCACAUCUUCAGAACAUAUGCCGCCUCAUCAUCCUCCAGACGGAACCCCACCAAUCGCAAGAAAUGAACCUAUUUCCAACAACUCUCAAAGACGAAGUUCUCGCGAUGACACAGUCGGUAAUGUGUCUCAAAGCAUUGUACGGAUAUGCUUUGUACACUCUAUUCGCAAGGUCGUUCAUGACCUCACGAUGUCCGAAGCUAAACUAAUUCUAGACAGGCUCAAAAAUACGGUGGUACCUAGUCUUCACGCCAGACAGAUAGUUCUGCCAAGCUCUCGGUUAGCUACAAUUCCACAAGAUGGGCUUAUGUUUUUAUUGUCCAAGCUUUUAGAUAUUUCACCAUCAGUGUCCAGUCAAUUUUCACUCAAUCCAGGGGUGAUACCUUACUUGGUACCAAUUGUGGAGUACGGCAUGCAGGCAUAUAAAAGUACUUACUACUCAGGUCAAGCACAAAUUUCUCUCAACAUUUUGUUGCAUUUGUCGCAAAAUCGGGGUUUCACGCUGCUAUGUAAUCAAACCCUUUCCAUGUCUACGUCCAUGCCAGUCCCUUUUCCUAAGAUGCCUUCAGGGUCUACGUUUAACGAUUUCCUUGUGACGGCUCUGAGUUUCUUCAUGGGAUUUUUGGAGACAUCUCUUGGCCCCCAUCUUAUCUCUUGCAGCACAGUAUUGGCAAACAUGGCUCCCUUCAUUAUUAGUCUUGGCAAGAUCGCCUCGAAGUGCCUUGUGGCUGCGUUUGCUUAUGUGGCUCAUCAGUGCUUAGAGUACAAAGCCGCUAAUUCGUCUGAAAAGCUUGUAAUAUACGAGACGGCUAUGACCGCCACAUGUGAGGCGAUUUCUUGUUUGUUUCGAUAUCAUGAGGAGGGGUCUCGUUAUGUGAUCGCUUCCUUGCUUAGCUAUCGCAACCUUAUCGGGCGCGUAAGAGAGGCUUACAUAAAAUCGAGACCCUUGAGAGAUAGCAUCUACAUGCCCUUCAUGAUUCAGGAUCUAGUAACUGUCGUGGCCGCAGCUAUCCCAAUUGUGGAUAGUCUUGCUUUUUUUUCUCAGAGUAACGAUAGCUCUGAUGGCGAACAGGCUUACAGUGACUUCAAUGCUUUUUGGAACCACACCGAAAGGAUCUUCGAGGAUGACAAGGUUCUGAUACGAAAGCUGAGCACUCUUGUGUUGGUUGGUAUGCUCCUGCCUCAUCAAAUAACCAUUAAGGUGGUUCCGACAACGAAACAAACGGAGGAACAAAAGCUUGCAUUGUUCUGGGGAAGCAUGUUCAUAUGCUUUGACCCUGGUUCACUUGGGGAUUUCAAGUCAAUAAAACUUCUGCGCUUUGCAUAA
Molecule: messenger RNA, 2739 nt
Organism: Phytomonas sp. EM1
Lineage: Eukaryota; Euglenozoa; Kinetoplastea; Trypanosomatida; Trypanosomatidae
Source: the annotation of a GenBank genome assembly